Caenorhabditis angaria is the source of this 1187-nucleotide messenger RNA. The record is from the annotation of a GenBank genome assembly. NCBI's taxonomy places the organism in Eukaryota, Metazoa, Nematoda, Chromadorea, Rhabditida, Rhabditidae.
AUGCUUUCUGGUGCGUUUUCGUGUUUUUCCAUGUUCGAAAAAUGCAGCGACGGAGCCGGAAGUGAUUGAGCUCUCUGCUCUACCACAACCAGAAGCGACAACAAGUAAUGAAAACGAUGUUGAAGAGCAAAAUGAAGAAAAUCCGAGAAAUAAUAUAUAUAGUAGUAAAUUUCCUCCUGAAUUAAAAUUGAAAUUAAUCGAAGAAAUGGAUUUGGCAACGAGGAGUUCUUAUAUGAAAUUAUCCAAACAAACGUUCAAUCAAGUUUUGGACAGUAAAGAUUAUGUUGAAAAGUUGAUAAUCGACCGAGGAGAAAAUUCUGUUGUGAUUGAAAUUGGAAAUUCGCGUUCAACGUGUUCGAAAACAAUAUUUGCAACUGAUGUGCAGAAUAAAUUUCUGAUUAAAUAUGAUAUUGAUGAUGUCAAGUUUCACGAGCUACUCUGGUUGUACGAUUCAAUCGCUAAAGUAACAAAAGAUCAUUUUGAGUUGCUCACAAACUUCAAAAUGCACAAUAGUUUAACAAGACUGGAAAUUGAUAUGGUGAGUGUUUCGAAACACUAUUUUUUGGUGAAAAUAUUCCGUAUUUUUUGUUUUGCAGAACGAUUUUCCGUACAACGAAACGAAUAUCAAAAACUUGCGCCAAAUCAAUUAUCUCGAUCUUGCUGUAACAAAUAACGGUCAAAAUCCAAUUGAUUCCAAUUUCGUUAGCUUUGAACAAAUCUGUAAGAUCACCGAUUGUGUUGGAUUUCAUUGGCCAAAUUUAACAAUCGAUCAACUGUUCCAAUUGCAAGCAAAAACCAUUUGGUUGUAUAAAAUAACAUGGACAUCGCUGGAUUUUCAAACUAUUUUAUCGCGUUGUUUGAGACAAAAACUAUCGAAAAAUGUUGAUAUUAUUCAAUUUAAUCUCACUGAAGAUACAAUUAUUGAUCAUGCACAAAUUGUUGAUGGAUUGAACCCUCAUGCAAAGAAAGUUUGGUGAGUUUGAGUUUAACCUUCAGAAUUAAUUUUUGUUUUCAAAUUUUCAAAUAAUUUCAGCGAAUCUUCAACUGAAUAUUUGAUCGAUAUUGAUAAUGAUCGAUUUCCAUAUUUUUCAAUUGAAAUAUCAUCGCUUGAAGUUAUUAUAAGUCCAAAAGUGGCACACUAUAAUCAUGGAGAUGAAAAGUGGCAAGUUAUCCGUUAUUCUGUCUGA